AACAGAGCCGAAGAUGGUGCCUAUCAUGGCUGUCAAAACUUUCCAUAUCAAAAUGAAAAGCCAAGUCCAAGACUGAGAAUUUUGACAGACCCAUAUAUGUCUCUGCUUCACUCUUGCAGAAUGUCUUCCUUAAUAAGAUUCCUAACUUUCCUUGCCUCCAACUAGACCAAGACUGUGAGACUCAGAAUUUUGACGGAGCCAUGGCUAAAUAUGGUCCGAGACUGGUUGUGCCGAUAGAUGUGAAGAAAAAGGUAUGGGAGCAGCAACUUCCCCUCCACAACAGGUGGCACCCGGCCAUACCCCCGGUUGCAGAGGUUAAAGUUGGAGAGGUUUUUAGGGUAGAGAUGGUAGACUUCAGUGGAGGCCGCAUAACACAGGACGACACUGCAGAGGACAUCAAGCAUGCCGACCCAUCUAUUGUCCAUUACCUCAGUGGGCCGAUCAGAGUUGUCGACGAGGAUGGGAUACCGGCCAAGCCGGGCGAUCUUCUGGCAGUUGAAAUAUUGAACUUGGGUCCUCUCCCUGGUGAUGAAUGGGGCUUUACAGCAUCAUUUGACAGAGAAAAUGGAGGUGGUUUCCUGACUGACCAUUUUCCCUGUGCAACCAAAGCUAUUUGGUAUUUUGAAGGAAUAUAUGCCUACUCUCCUCACAUACCAGGGGUACGAUUUCCGGGUUUAACUCACCCGGGAGUAAUUGGAACUGCCCCAUCAAUGGAACUGCUCAACAUAUGGAAUGAAAGGGAAAGAGAGCUUGAAGAAAACGGGCUCCAAACUCUCAAGCUAUGCGAGGUUGUGCAUUCACGACCAUUAGCAAACCUACCGACAACCAAAGGCUGCCUCCUUGGAAAGAUUGAAGGGGGCACCCCGGAAUGGGAAAAGAUAGCUAUGGAAGCUGCAAGAACAAUUCCAGGAAGAGAGAAUGGUGGAAAUUGUGACAUUAAAAACCUCAGUAGAGGUUCAAAAAUAUACCUUCCAGUCUUUGUAGAUGGAGCAAAUUUCAGCACAGGUGACAUGCACUUCUCUCAGGGUGAUGGUGAAAUUUCAUUCUGCGGGGCCAUAGAGAUGAGUGGUUUCCUAGAACUCAAGUGUCAACUUAUAAGAGGUGGAAUGAAAGAGUACCUUACACCAAUGGGUCCGACUCCUCUUCAUGUGAACCCGAUCUUUGAGAUAGGUCCCGUUGAGCCGAGGUUCUCAGAAUGGUUGGUAUUUGAGGGCAUCAGUGUUGAUGAGAGUGGGAGGCAACACUACCUUGACGCAACUGUUGCUUACAAGCGAGCAGUACUCAAUGCCAUUGACUACCUCUCUAAAUUUGGGUACUCCAAAGAGCAGGUCUAUCUUCUGCUUUCAUGCUGCCCGUGCGAAGGAAGGAUUUCUGGAAUAGUCGAUUCCCCAAAUGCUUGUGCUACCCUAGCAAUCCCAACAGCUAUCUUUGACCAGGAUAUUCGUCCAAAAAGCAGUAAGGUUCCUGUCGGGCCCCGGUUGGUCCGGAAACCAGACGUCCUAAAAUGCACUUAUGAUGGAAAUUUGCCAGUCACAAGGAACCCUAGCGCCUCAACAUAACUCUUAUCAGGGUUGCUCAAUAAGCCAAGGAGAUACUAGGAAUGAUACCUUCUACGCCAACAAGGCAUUUAUGCAUAUCUAUUGCCUACAACAAAAACAAACUUUUACCCUGAUACAAAUGAUUAGUAUCACCAUUCUCCUUGAAGUAUAUUUCUAUAUUUUUCCUUGCAUAACUAUAAAGCAUCUAUGUUAUUGGCACUAUUUAAAGGUGUUUUACCCCUUCUAGACGUAACAAUGUCCUCUACUACAAAAGAAGGCUCUGUUCAAUAGACUAAAGUACUUGAAAGGUGCUAAUUUUAGUUUGCCAGCGUAAAGUUUUUAAUGUUGGCUUAUUCGGUGAUCAAAAUGAUAUUUGUAAGUCUUUUUAA
Corylus avellana is the source of this 1927-nucleotide messenger RNA. RefSeq names its product Acetamidase/Formamidase family protein. The record is from RefSeq and is a predicted model, not a curated record. NCBI's taxonomy places the organism in Eukaryota, Viridiplantae, Streptophyta, Magnoliopsida, Fagales, Betulaceae. Gene Ontology annotation, molecular function: hydrolase activity, acting on carbon-nitrogen (but not peptide) bonds, in linear amides.